CUCGCCACCAACUUCUUUUGGAUGUUCGUCGAGGGCCUCUACCUUUAUCUUCUCGUGGUCAAGACCUUCUCCAUUGACAUGAUUCGCACCGCCUACUACUUUCUCAUUGGCUGGGGCCUGCCCGCCGUGGUCAUUCUCAUCUGGGUGGUGGUGAAGCGGAACUUUACGCGGACGAAUGCAAUGCUCGCCGAACUUUCAAACUCCACCACUUCAGCGCUACCAAAGACACCUCUGAUGAGCAGUCCACUGGAGCAAAUCCGUUUACGAUGUCCUUACAUGACCGCCGACGAAUUCGACUACUUCUACAAAGUUCCCGUACUCAUUGUCCUCUUUGUAAACAUCUUCUUCCUCGCCAAGAUCAUGUGGCUGCUCAUCAUCAAGCUGCGCAGUGCCCAGCAGAAUCAGCUCGCCUCGACGGCCGAGUCGAAGCAGUACCGAAAGGCGGCAAAAGCCCUGCUUGUCCUAAUUCCACUUCUCGGUUUGGGCUACGUUCUCCUGCUGGUCACGCCCACUCAGAACACCUGGCGCUUUGUCUUCAAGAUCUCACAGGCGGUGCUCACGUCGACUCAGGGCUUCACCGUCGCCGUCCUCUACUGCUUCUGCAACGGCGAGGUCCGCCACAGCGUCCGCCACCACCUCUCACGGUACCGCGUGACGCGCGCCCUCAAGCAUUCGCCACGAGAUGACCCUCAUCAACCGACUGAUCCAAGCGAUGGAAGCCCAGCUGGGAGCUAA
Molecule: messenger RNA, 735 nt
Organism: Rhagoletis zephyria (snowberry fruit fly)
Lineage: Eukaryota; Metazoa; Arthropoda; Insecta; Diptera; Tephritidae
Source: RefSeq, a predicted model, not a curated record